Molecule: messenger RNA, 3090 nt
Organism: Ylistrum balloti
Lineage: Eukaryota; Metazoa; Mollusca; Bivalvia; Pectinida; Pectinidae
Product: SAP domain-containing ribonucleoprotein-like
Exons: 11
Coding region: 2-775 (257 amino acids)
Biological process (GO): poly(A)+ mRNA export from nucleus
Cellular component (GO): nucleus
Source: RefSeq, a predicted model, not a curated record
CAUGGCGAACGCUUCAGAAAGUUUACUCGCUGAAUUAGCAAAGAUGAAGGUCCCAGACUUGAAAAAGGAAUGCAAGUCUCGCAACCUACCAACCACUGGAACUAAGAAGGACUUAGUUCAGAGGUUAAAGGCUGAGAUAAAUCAAGGAUCAGGAGAUGCAGAGGAGCCAGUAGAUGAAGAGAUUGCUGAUGUUGGUGAUGAUUCUGUCGAGGAUGCGCUUGACCAGGUGUUAGGAGAAGAUGAUGCUGAUGAGAUAGCUCUGACAACAGAAGUAGAGACACCCCCCAAGGAAAGUGUCACUGUCAGCAAAGUAAAGACGCAGAUCACUGCUCCUGUCACAGAAACCAAAGUAGUGUCUACAACAGGUGUCAGUGAAAAUGAUAAAUUGAAGAUGAGAGUACAGAAAUUUGGUGCUAUUAAUCCUGACGUGCAGAAACAGAUGAGAGCUGAGAGGUUUGGCACAGGACAAGCCAGUGUGAAAGGAGGAAGUAAGCUUGCCCCAGGACCGUCAGCAGACGUGGACAAACUGAAAAAAAGGGCAGAACGAUUUGGAACAAUCACUUCCACAGUGCUUUCAAAGGUUGACGAGACCCAGAAAUUAAAGAAGCGAGCAGAGAGAUUUGGAGCCGUCACAUCAACAAGUCUGUCUAAUACAGAGAACCAAGAGAAGUUACUGAAGAGGAAGGAAAGAUUUGGUGUUUCUACAAGUGCAACAGACAGUUUAGAAGCUGAUGCAAAGAAAAGGAAACGAGCAGAACGGUUUGGAUUGACGUGAAUACUGGCAGCAACUUAUAAACAUUUCAUUUCAUCUGGUUAAGAUAAAGUCAUUUAUUUUACACCCUGCAUCUGACCUCAAGGAGACCUUGUUGAUGUAUAUACAGAAUAAGCUUAAUUGUUAUUUCAGUUUGUCAAUGAAAUUGUUUUUUAGAAUGAAUCAAUUCCAAAUAAUAAUAUUUUUUUGAACAGCAAUAUCCUAUAUUCGAACAUACUAUUUUUUGUGUCAUGAGACGUUUUGAAUCGAGUAGGAAAUGAAAUACUAGUUACCAAAUCCUUCAUCUUGUUUGUAAAAAUAUUUUUAAUCUGUCUUAAUGAAGAUACAUCAAAGAUAUUGAGGCUUAUCUUUCUAACUAGAAACAAAAUCAUUCAUAAUUCAAAUUUUGGUGAGCUUCAAUGUUAUCAUAUCAUCAGUUUUGAGCAGAUGAGAAUGCAGGUGAAUGAUCGGGUUAUAUUAAAACUCGUACAUGUACAUAGUAUAUCUGAUGGGAACAUUGAUUGAAUUUCUAUUCCAUUUAGAUUUUUUAAAAAGAAAAUUAACCUUUCACAUUAUCAUUGGUGAAGGGAGGGAACAUACUUCAUUCUGAAUGGUUAUGGUAGUUCUAGAAUUUCUGUAUGUUGUUCUGAGUGCUUUGUAGAUUUUAAUGACAAAUGUUAAUGUAUAUGUUUAUUAAAGAAAACCACAGUUUACAUCUUUUGAAAAAAUACUUCUUUUCUAAAGAGUUUACCAAUGAAAAAAAGUAUUUGAUAACAGUUUAGUAGGCUCUAAAGCUGAAGUCAUGUCUGAAUUAAAUCUCUUGUUGACAAAAUAAAACUGUUUAAUAGUCAAUCUGUGAAGCUAAAUCAAUACAUCAAUAUUUUCAAUGCAAAGGUUUAUUUUUGACAGAAUAAUUGGGUCACACAUUCAGAAUAGGCUCUCAUAUGUGUUAUAGUGUAGGUGAAUGUUCAUCAGCUUGUUAUAUAGAACAAGUGAUUCUUGUCGUUCUCAAUACUUUAAAAUCAUUCAUUUUUGUGUGGGUUUAAUUUUUGUUCUUUAGAUGUGUAACUUCCUGUGUAACUCUGUUCAACUGUGACAGAUUUUAUGUAAAGCAUCAAUUUUGUUAGGACUACAUUUUAAUCAAAUCAAAUGUAGGCAAAUAUGGAAUUUAAAAAAAAAUAUCCCCCAAAAAUAUGACCCACCAAAAAAUAUGGUUUUAAAGUAAAAAGGGUUCGAGAUUUCUUGGUUUGUGAAAUUGCUCAUGCAUUUUAAUUUGUGAAUGAAGAGAGAAUGGGGUUGAUUGGCUGUGCAUGCACAAUUGAAUGACGCGAGAUGGAUCUAUAUUGCAUUAUUUGUACUCCUGUAGAUAUUAUCAAGUAGCCUUGUCAUUUUAUCUGAUUUCUUGUUCAUGUUGGAUCAUGUUUCUAUUUUUCUUAGUCGUUAAAACGGUAAAUAUUUUUCCCUGAAAGAUAUUUUGUUCCACAAAACGUGUGGAUAUUUUUUGGAUAGAAUUAACAAAUUAAUAAACACUUUAGAGUAAACAUUUUGUAAAUUUUUUUGAAUUCAGAAACAAAAUUUUGUGUUAGGAAUAUAUUUUUUUUGCCUUCUUUUUUAAGUAAGUGUCCUUAUUACGCUGGUAUAUAUGUCUGAGUUAUCACAGGUUUUCAAUUUUUCAACAUAUACUAAAUUCUUAGCGAACUAAGCUACACUAAAACAAAUCAGUGUACUUUUUCAAGUCAACACUUAACAGAAUGGUGUAAAUUCAGACACUCUAACUUUACACUGCCAUUGGUACAAGUCAUUACAUUUUACUUUUGUAAGUGUGUGGGAGUGAUUUGACCAGAUUUUUGUUUCAUUGAUGGAGAGAAGAUACAAUAUUCCAUGAUCUGAGGAAAAAAAACACAUUUCUAAAGGACCAAUGUAAAGUUAUAUGACUUAAAGGUCCAGUGUAAUUUCAUUUAUCAUAUUCAUGUUUAUAUUUCAUAAAUUGAUGUUUUCGUUGUUAUUUUCUCUGAAAAAAAUCUAAAUAUUCACAUAAUAAUUAAUGUAUAAUUUUAUUUCCUGAUCAUUGAUUAAGAUCUAAUGAUAAAGCAUGUUCUAAAUUCAAGGAUGUGUGAACAUGUAUUUUUUAAUACACAUCAUAAAAUGAUAAAACAUAUAGUUAACACUAUAUAUCUUUACAGUGUUUGUUCUGGACAGAAAGGGAACAAAUUGUUGUGCUUGUUUGAAUGAAACUGAUUGUUUGCUACAAGCAACAAGAAAUCUUAUUUACUUACAAAUAACAACAAAUACUCCAGGUUAUAACAUGAUUUAUGAAAUAAACUUUCAUUAUAAAUUUU